AUGGAGGAAAACGAGGAAAAAGAAGAGGAGCACGAACAAGAUUUACAAGAAGGACCAGGGAAACUUUACGAACCAUGUAUCAAAAAUGAGGAUCUUGUCGAUAAGCUAAAACUGCUGGAUUAUGAAGAGGGAUUCCUGAAGAUGAACGCUGCAUUCAAGCCCAUUCACAGAUACUAUUUUGUGCAAUCUAAGAACGUUGGUGAGCAAUUCUUCAUGUUUACAUCACUAGCUGCUUGGCUAAUAAGGAAAAGUGGUAACGAAUCCUAUGAAAUGCCACAGGAGUUUGACGAUCCAAAUGCCACAAUCGCUGGAAUCAUGGGAUAUCUUCGAUCGAAAGUGAGUGGUAUUUUCUCAUUAAAAUAUUUAAACUUCAACUUUUUGUAA
Molecule: messenger RNA, 384 nt
Organism: Haemonchus placei
Lineage: Eukaryota; Metazoa; Nematoda; Chromadorea; Rhabditida; Trichostrongylidae
Source: the annotation of a GenBank genome assembly